AAUAAAUCAUUCAAACGAUCGGUUUGUCAGUUAUCAGUGAAUUCAUAGUUUUACAAAAAAAACAGUUGACAUCAUCUGCUGAUAAGUGAAGAUAUUUUGUUUUAUUAAAUCAAUUAAAAAAAGACAGUUAGUUAUGGGUCAGCCAGAGAAGGACAAGAAGAAGGGCAGCGAAGACAAAGGAAAAGUUAAGAAAACAGACAGCAAUGCUCUCGAGAAUACCAGAGGAACACUGUUUUCACAAUUGAGAAAAAAAGACGACAAAAAAGGAUCCAAUGAUUCAAAGAAGUCGUCGACAGAAGCAAAGAAACCGUCAACGGAUCCAAAGAAAUCGUCGUCGGAUCCGAAGAAGUCGUCGACAGACAAUAAGAAGUCAUCGACUGAUGCAAAAAAACCAUCAACGGAUCCUAAGAAGUCGUCAUCCGAUCCAAAGAAGUCAUCGUCGGAUCCAAAGAAGUCAUCGUCGGAUCCAAAGAAGUCGUCAUCCGAUCCUAAGAAGUCGACAUUGGAUUCUAAGAAGUCGUCAUCGGAUCCUAAGAAGUCGUCAUCGGAUCCAAAGAAGUCAUCGUCGGAUCCAAAGAAGUCGUCAUCGGAUCCUAAGAAGUCGUCGUCGGACCCAAAGAAGUCGUCGUCGGAUUCAAAGAAGUCGUCAUCAGACAAGAAAAAGCCUUCAACCGAUCCCAAAAAGUCAACACCGGAUCGAUUGAAACUGUUAUCCGAUCCGAAAAAACCGUCAACAGAUCCCAAGAAGCCAUCAGCGGACCCUAAAAAACCAUUGUCUGAUCCGAAAAAGGUUACCAAUAAAUCACCAUCUGUUCCGAAAAAGCCAUCGUCUGAUCCAAAGAAAGAGGGAAGCAGUGGUUCAUCCGGUGCUCAGAAGUCGAGCGAUAAAAAUAAAGUGGUUUCCGAUACAAAAUCAAAGACCAUUCAAAAGAGUAGCGGUUCUUCAGGGCUUCAGAAGAAGAAAUCUGAUCCAAAGAUUACGCCAAUAAAGUCCGGACCAAUUAUCGGCCAAAAGAAAUCAGAGCCGAUAAUUGGGACCAAAAAAUCUGAACCUAAAAUCACCACUAAAUCCGUACCAAUGAUCGACAAAAAGAUAUCCGAACCGAAAAUCGAGUUUAGAAAAUCGGAACCAAAGAUUGAAAUGAAGAAAUCGGAGACUUCUGUUAAGCCCAUAGACCUAUCAUCUCCGGCAGUGGACUCGGAGUUCGGUAAGAAGAAACCGUCCGAACCUAAACUACCGACAAAAAAACCGUCCGAACCUAAACUACCGGAAAAAAAACCGUCCGAACCUAAACUGCCGGCAAAAAAACCAUCGGAACCAAAGCUGCCGACAAAAAAACCGUCCGAACCUAAAGUGGCCACUGUUUCGGCCGACAAUUCUGCUGUCAGUAGCGGCGGCGGCGCUACUGUCGAUACGACAUCAAAACCCGAUGACAAACCCAAAACCACUUCAUCUGAUGGGACUCCGGCCGGCAGUUCCACCAAUGGCUUAGCGAUUGCACCGUCGAAUACUGUAGAGACUGGUUGGCAAACAUCAGCCGAUACAAUCCAAAGCGAUUAUCCGCCACCGCCUCCACCCGAGCCCACACCCAUAUAUGACGGCGGACACCCUGUUGGCCAAGAAUAUCUUGUUGUUCCGGAAAGACCAGAAAGCAUGGAUGAAGACGAUUGGCAAAUGCCAGUACGUCGAGAACAAGAAGAAGAUUAUUACCAACAAAUAGUUUUGCCGAGUCGUACACAUUCUUCAGAAGACUCGCAGGACUCAGACUCGGAGGACUCAGACGAAAGAAGAACUGUUAGUAGAGGCCGAAGAACGAGACGAAGAAGAACGAGAAGUAACGGCAAAGAGUGCCGAUGCGGUUGGCAUACAAGUAGACGCCGACGAAAAUCAAAGAAGAAUCGGAAGAAGAGUGGCCGCAAAAGUCGGGGUUCUAAGGGACGAAGGAAGCGACGAAGUCGUUCUUCGAGAAGCAGUAGUGAAAGUGGUGGAAGAGGCAGAAGAAGAAGUGGUGGAAGAGGCGGUAGAAGAGGCGGUAGAAGAGGCGGUAGAAGAGGCGGUAGAAGAGGCAGUGGAAGUGGCAGUGGAAGUGGCAGUGGAAGAGGCGGUAGAAGAGGCGGUGGAAGAGGCGGUGGAAGAGGUGGAGGAAGUGGAGAAAGAAGACAGAAUGCGGUUGUUAUUCGCGGAGAUUUUGAUGUGAGUCGGGUUUGAUGUCUGUUAUCAUCAAUCAAUCAGUCUGUCUGUCCAUACAUUUAGUCCACAUAUAUCUACAGUAUAUCGGUGUCAAAGUAACCAAAAAAAAAAAAAUAAAUGAUUGCAUUUAUAUAUCAUUUGUAAGAUUUGUUUGAUUCAAAUCAAAUAAAAAAAGACACAACUAAUUUGU
Molecule: messenger RNA, 2381 nt
Organism: Oppia nitens
Lineage: Eukaryota; Metazoa; Arthropoda; Arachnida; Sarcoptiformes; Oppiidae
Product: nucleolar protein dao-5-like
Exons: 1
Coding region: 134-2209 (691 amino acids)
Source: RefSeq, a predicted model, not a curated record